AUGGCUAACGACACGUCGCACACCGCUGCGGAACGCACCCUUGGCAUCUACGAGCUCCUCGAAGCUAUUCUCCUCGAAGUCCCUGCCACAGCCCUAUUCCGCGUCCAGCAAGUCAACAAAGGCUUUCGCGACAUCGUGCAGCGUUCUUCGCGCCUCUCUUCCAAGCUCCUAACACCCACGCCGAUCUUCACAGGCUCUGAAGAUAUCACAAAGGAGUUCACGCCUCUGAUGGACAUUCUACCAGACGGUUUCGCCUGGAUCUAUGCCCGUCGCGAGAGAACAGGUGGUCCGCUACUUGUCCAUGGGACCAUUAUGCCCUGCGGUCUAGAUACCUGCGAAAUGCACAGCAAGGCUGGCUCCUGGAGGAAAGUGCAUUUGUUCCGUGCUUCGACGACUAAGGUGACGAUAUCAUCGAGUUCCAGAAGGGCCAAUUGGGUGGGUUUUGGGAGCGAAAGGCUGGUUUAUCAUCGCGAUGGGGGGAUUACGUUGGGAGAUAUGGUGGAUGUUGCGAUGGAGCUGGAUGCGCUUGAGGCGAGGAGGUAUGCUAGGAAUGGGGAUUUGAUUUUUGAGACGAUGGUGGAGGAGGAUGGGACGAGCUUGGAGCAGGAUCUGGGGGUGAGGGAUUAUUUUGAGUUCGUGGAAGAGAGACGGAGGGUUCUCGCGAUGGAGGCAAGAAGAGUCGAAUAUCUCCGUCGAAUGGAACGCGAUGAUGGCACGUGGCGUCUAGGGUAUUUCUCGAACAGGAUCGCUUCGAGAAUUCCAUCGCCACGACCAAGAAGCCAAACAACCCGAGAACACACGACCCAAGAGAUUGAAAGCGGACCUUGCAGCGUGGAGGAUGUCGAAUCCUAG
Fulvia fulva is the source of this 852-nucleotide messenger RNA. RefSeq lists its product as uncharacterized. The coding region runs from base 1 to 852 and encodes 283 amino acids. The record is from RefSeq and is a predicted model, not a curated record. NCBI's taxonomy places the organism in Eukaryota, Fungi, Ascomycota, Dothideomycetes, Mycosphaerellales, Mycosphaerellaceae. The transcript has a single exon.